This is a messenger RNA of Pangasianodon hypophthalmus (striped catfish), 4612 nucleotides long. It is a transcript of the gene fzd6, whose product is annotated as frizzled class receptor 6. Gene Ontology annotation, cellular component: plasma membrane. Lineage: Eukaryota; Metazoa; Chordata; Actinopteri; Siluriformes; Pangasiidae. The record is from RefSeq and is a predicted model, not a curated record. The coding region runs from base 526 to 2448 and encodes 640 amino acids. Gene Ontology annotation, biological process: non-canonical Wnt signaling pathway; canonical Wnt signaling pathway. The transcript has 6 exons. Gene Ontology annotation, molecular function: Wnt-protein binding; Wnt receptor activity.
GCUUUAUGGGUAGUCAUGAAAGCACGAAAAGUGCGACUGCUUUGAAAUGGUCGACAUGAGACUUCCGUGCGGGACAAAGAAAACAUCCGCUCUGUCGAACUUCGCCUAAAUGAUCAACACUAGCACUCGACUAAGCUCAUUCUUGUAAGCGUGUAGUGUUCUGUGUAUUUUGAGCUGAUAACCCUGUCAGUGUAGGCUGCUGUAAUUAUACACUCUGUAUGUAUAUCUGACUUAAAAACAACCAACUUCAAGGCGUGGACUGAAAACGAACUUCCCGACAUUCCAGCAUUAGCAGCAUGUCUGAACCAGUAUCCUGUUAAAUCCUACUCCCCUGUGUGUUGGAGUGAUUAGUGCAUGAAUCUGGUUUGUGGUCACAAAGUCGACGUGCUGCUUGUCUCCAUGGAUACAGCCAGACCUUUUGCCCAGAAGCCUACCAAGAUACUUUUUCCGUUGUGCCCAUGUUAAAGGACUGAGCAAUUUUGGUUUUGUACAACAGAGCUAAACUGUGUGGAGUAGCUAUUCACCAUGUGGAGUUGCACCUGGCUCUGGCUGGGUGUGUGUGUGGUGCUACUGGACACAUGCCUGGCACAUAGCUUGUUCACCUGUGAACCGGUGCAGGUGCAGUGGUGUCACAACAUGCCGUACAACAUGACCUUCUUCCCUAACAUGCUUGAGCACUACGACCAGGACAUUGCUGCUAGCAAGAUGAAGCACUUCAUGCCCCUGGUUAGUCUACACUGCUCGCCAGAUGUGCAUUUGUUCCUGUGCCAGGCCUUUGUUCCAGAGUGUACACAGCAGACACGAGUGCGUCAGCCCUGUCGAGAGCAUUGUGUGCGCGUCCUUUCUGACUGUACACAAGACAUGUCCACCUUUGACAUCACUUGGCCACUGGAGCUAUCUUGUGACAGGCUAAAGCCCUGUCACACCUCUGCAGAUGAAUCUACUGACCUGCCCCAAAAAGACAUAACAACACCCAAAGCAUCUUCAUCAGCCAGUAGAGAUUUGGGCUUCUGGUGUCCCUUACAGCUGAAGACCCAUCCUGGUCAGGGCUCCUCCUUCCUGGGUGCUCAGGACUGCGCUCCUCCGUGUGGCAACAUGUACUUCAAAACACAUGAGAUAGAGUUUGCCAAGACAUUUAUUGGCAUCUGCUCUAUUGUUUGCUUGUGUGCUACACUAUUUACUUUCUUUACCUUCCUCAUCAAUGUCAAGCGUUUCCGCUACCCAGAGCGACCAAUCGUCUUCUAUGCCAUCUGCUACAGCUUUGUGUCUCUCAUCUACUUUAUCGGAUUCCUGCUGGGUAAUGAGGCGGCAUGUAACAAGCCCAGCAUGCCCAGCUCUGUAUCCACAGUGGUGCAGGGGAGCCAGAGCAAAGUCUGUACACUGCUCUUCAUGAUGCUCUACUUUUUCUUCACUGCUGGCAUGGUCUGGUGGGUCAUUCUCACAAUCACCUGGUUUCUUGCAGCAAGGCCCAAGUGGAGCUGUGAGGCCAUCGAGAAGAAGGCAGUGUGGUUCCAUGCAGUGGGUUGGGGCCUCCCAGGGAGCCUUACUGUCAUUCUGCUGGCCCUCAAUAAGGUGGAGGGGGAUGGUAUCAGUGGUGUGUGCUUUGUUGGCCUAUAUGACCUGACAGCCCUGAGAUGGUUCGUGCUGGCUCCGCAGGCUCUUGGUGUCCUAGCUGGACUCUCACUCCUCCUUGCUGGCAUUGUUUCACUUAACCAUGUGCGACAAGUGAUCCAGCAUGAUGAGCGCAACCAGGAGAAGCUGAAGAAGUUCAUGAUACGCAUAGGGGUGUUCAGUGGCCUGUACUUGGUUCCUCUGCUCACACUGCUGGCCUGCUACCUGUAUGAGCAGGCCCUGCGGAGCAGCUGGGAGAACACGUGGAUCAAUGAACACUGUCAGGAGUAUAGCAUCCCCUGCCCCUACAGAAAAAUUGAUGCUGCUCGUCCAGACCUAUCUCUGUUCCUGAUUAAAUACCUGAUGAAACUUGUAGUGGGUAUCUCAGCUGUUUUUUGGGUUAGCAGUAAGAAGACCUGGUCAGAGUGGGCCUACUUUUUCAACAGAACACGCAAGAAAGACCCUAUCAGUGAGAGUCGUCGUGUCUUGCAGGAGUCUUGCGAAUUCUUCCUGAAGCACAACAGCCGUGUGCAGCAUAAGAAAAAGCACUACAAGUCCAGCUCACACAAACUCAAGGUCAUCUCCAAGUCCAUGGGCACCAACACCAGUGCUCAGACAACCAACACCACUAACCACGACUUACCUUUCACCACUAGCAACUACUACAAGGGAACACCUGGUUCAGGGUCUGAGAUGCGGGGUUCGUCUAAAUCAUCUGUACAGGAGCAGGCUGCCUCAGGAAAGGUGUCUAGCCAGAGCAGCAAGGAGCAAAAGAGCAGCAAAACUGGCAGUUCCAUUAGAGUCAGUGGCAAUGGGGAGCCUCUGCAGAGCCCCUAAUAUGAGUGAUGUGUUUGAACAGAAGGGGUGUCAAACAUGCAGCCUGCAGGCCAGGACUGGCCUAGUAAAGGUUCUUAUCCAGCCCUACAAAUAAACCCCCAUAAAAUCCCCAAUUAAAAUGACAUAAAAUGACAUAAAAUCCCCAGUCAAGCCCAUUUCAGUUCCAAGUUAUAACACUACCAAACUGGGGGAAAUGUUCAAGGGGCGAAUACUUUUGUGAUUGGCUGAGUCGCGUUAUAAGCCACUGUAAAAUUUAAUUCCGUAUUAUUGCGUUGUUAAAAAACUGUUACAUUUAAGCCAUUGUUCUGUCUAUAGAAUGCUCUAAUCUUCCCCUUUAGGUUAAGCUUGCCAUAAACAGACUACACGAUUUUGGUGAACAAUUUUUUUUUGCGUAUAUUAUUAAUAAUAAAUUAUUUAUUGAACACUGGAUUUUAUAAAUUGUUUUUGUUGCCAUUUUAUGGAAGCCACACAAGGGCGUGCCUUAAAGUAAUUUUAUCAUGGGUAAGGGGGUUUUAUUCUGCUUCAUGCUGUGCCUAAGAACACGCUUUCCUGUGAUAAAAUCACUGAAAUGUGAUUAUUAUCAUGGCUUAUAGUUAAUAAGCACAGGCUCUAAUAUAUUAUAUGUUGAUGGCCUAAGUGUAAUGUGGCCUGAUGAGUUUGACACCCCUGGAUCAAAUCCUGCAAUCCCUUAUUAGUUUGUUUUACACUGUUUUCAGGAUAUAGGUUAUGUGUUGACAAACUUGCCAUUCAAGUCACAUUUACUUUGGCCACAAGACACUGCAGCCAUCAUAACCAGUGCAAUCUUCCCAAGAAUGCCAUCUUAACUGUCUUUGUGCUUCAUUUGAAGUAUGAUGCCAAAAUAAGGUGCAGCAGCCCAUUGUUUGUUCUCAUUUCAAAAGCACCAUUAUCUGUUCUGCCCUCAGGCCAGGGACAGGUCCAGUUCAUGAGAACUAUGCACACACUGCACACAACUGUUCAUUUUACCUCCAGAUCCCAUCAGGCCAAAUCUGUUGUCUGAAUCCUGAAAUAUGUUGCAAUGAAUUUUUCAUGUUCAUGGUUACCACACAUCCUGAAAAACCUGAAAUAUUGUAAUCUAGUAUUUCAGUCAUGGAAAACACCUGGAAAAUGAGAAAUUUGGUCAAAUGUUCUGGAAAUAUUACUGAGAUGCUGGAUGAGUGUAAACUUGAAUUAUUAGUCCACUGUUAUAUAGAGGUGAUUUGUCUUUUGUUCAUUUGUUUGUUUUUUGGUACUGUUUGUUUUUUCUGAGUCAACUCCUACAUGCAGAAGUUACACUGGAUAAAUAGCACAGUUUUUUCUGUGGCAUAAUUAUGAUGCAAGUGGACUGGAAGGGUAUUAACACUGUUGAGUUCAAGUAGUUCUUUGUCAGACAUUUAGUUCACAGCUUUUACUGUAUGUUCAUGUAAACAUUUCCCCUUCUUAACUAACCUGUAGAAAAAGAAUAUUGCAUUUGUUAUAGCUUUGCAUUUUAAAUUCUAAGUAUUACUUAAAUACUUAUUACUUAAAUAGUUUUAAGUUAUAUGUCUAACACAUUGCAUAUAUAUUUCCUGUUUUUUUAAGAUGAAAUCAAAAAAGGCACAGUGUUUUUCAACAACAAUCAUAUUUUUUACUCAAAAAACCAUUAUGUUUUUAAUAGGAGUAUAAGUAGUGUGGACAUUUCUAAGUUGUGUUUUUGUAAACUAAAACACUGGAUGCAAUACACCCUGGAUGGGAUGCAAGUCCAUUGCUGGGCAUCACACACACUAGCAAACUAAUUCACACCUAGGAGCAAUUUAGAAUUGCGAAUCCAUCUACUGGCACUAUUUUGGGAGGUGUGAGGAACUUGAAAUGUGAAACAAUGCACAGACAGUAACAGGACCUCAGCAUCUUUAACGCAGCAACACUACUUGGUGCGCCACAUAACACAACCUCUGUUUUCUCUUGUAAUCAGCGAAUUAUUACGAGGCUAGUUUUUAUUUCAAAUAGCUCAAAUAGAUUUUUUUUAUCUGUACCUUGUUUCUGGUAUCUCUAUGACGUUACAGUAGUCAUUUCAGAAAUGCCACUGAUUUUUUUUUAUCAGAGCAAGUUUAUAAUUGUCUGCUCUCUCAUAUGCUUUCAAUUCUGUUUCUGAGUACAUGUUAAAUGAUCUGAUAAACACUUUAUUAAU